Messenger RNA from Diachasma alloeum, 7539 nucleotides. RefSeq names its product TBC1 domain family member 1 (gene plx). Lineage: Eukaryota; Metazoa; Arthropoda; Insecta; Hymenoptera; Braconidae. The record is from RefSeq and is a predicted model, not a curated record. The transcript has 9 exons. The coding region runs from base 1517 to 5578 and encodes 1353 amino acids.
AACAUGCGGGUUCAGUGAUGCGGAUACACUCAUCGAAUGAAUCCCACCCACAUAUGUGCAGUGGGUAUAUAAUCGCAGGCUCUGACUUUUGAUCAUCAGUUACUGAAAGUUUCUCUGUGAAGAUUUGUCGACUAAUCCCGUCGAAGAAGCAACCAUGAUGUGCAAAGUUUUGAUUCUGGCUCUGGCUAUCAUGGCUGUCGCUGCUAGGCCUCAGCACGGAGGCCAGCCCGGAAGUCUCCCGAAGGAGACUGUUGUCAACGGAGUGACUUAUCCAGAGCUCCCACUGGACGGCUCAGACUGCCAAGUCGGGGUGACUUACCACCACUUUGGCAAUCUCUGCGAGUGUAAACCGGAGCACGAAGUCUCCUGCAGACGCAUCAGGAGAAACUAAAAAUCUGAAAAACUCACCAUACGAUAUCACCAACUCAAUCAGCUAAUUCCCAAGCAUUCCCCGACACCAACGAAGAUAUUACCACUAAACGUUCACCUAACAGUGAUGAAUUGUUCGAAAACUUGAAUCGCGACUCGAAAUAAAAGCAUUAAAAAAUCUGAAUAACGUCUGCAAACAAUUAUUUGAAGUUCUCCAACCCUUCCCUAUCCACCGAGCGAGCAACCACUGUCCCACACCUCCGCAAGAUGUCUCCCUCCCUCAUUAAACCCAAAUCCAUAAUCCUCCUGUCACCGCCGUGCACCUUUCUCCAGUCCGUGCAAUCGUCGACAUUCCAGUGUCUUUAUUUUUCCCGUUAAGAAAUAACCCAAUAAAAAAAUGUGAAAAAACCCAAUGUAUCGUGACUCUAUGAAUAAAGCCCCGUGAUAUCAAAACGUGACUAUCCCCGAGAAUUAACAAGUGCCUGUGCUAUUUACACUGUGUACCAUUAACCAAGGAUAAAUCCGCAAAAAAAGCAUAACUGAAUCCGUAAUAAACCAUUUAUGCGAUUGCAAAAUGGCACGUACGGACAGCUGUCGUGCCGGAGCGCGUUGUACGCACUAUUACGUACUUAAGACACGAGGAAAGUAGCGAUUUAUUCCGGAAAAUACGUGAAAUAAGGGGCUUGUAGACCGCUAAAACCGCACCCAGAAAAUAACGGAGACGACGGAGUCUGUUAAUGCGUAAAAAUUGUCAGAAGUAAAUAGACGCUCGAGGGAUUACGUCCAAGUGUCCACUCCGGGGAAAUAAAAAAAAUUGUUCUUAGUAUUUCAAAGGCUCCAGUGGGCGGUGAAUUACAUUCCAAUUUGCAACAAUCUGAAUUUGCAUUACUUGCGAUGUGUGCUGUGACACUUGGGAGAGCCUCCGGAGGAGUGAUAGGAACCCCAGUGAACAGACACUUGUGAAUUUUUAUGAGAUUGACAGGGGAGCUGAGAAAAAAGCUGAUUAGACCUUUUACCUGGAUUGUAAUUGCUCCAUCGGGGGUUAAUUGAAAAAUCAAGAUGUGAAAUUUAAACGUCUGCUGUACAUCAAAACCCAGCGAUAUCAAAGAAACUAAAUCCCCAAGACAAAAAUAAACCCCAAACAAUCAUGAAACUUGUGCCAGCAAUUUAUCUCGGAUCGACGGCGAUAGACCGUCGAUUCAGCAGUCCAAUGUUACCCUGGAUCACAAAAGAAAUCAAGAGAAGGAGUAAUCACCAGCGAGUAAAUCUACUAGUGGCAUCUGGAUACAUAUCAGCGUACAAGAGUGACAAGGAGCAGCCACUGUUCCGGCACUCGCUGAGUGGCUCAUCCAAGCCCCAACCAGUGGCUGCAAACUCCCAGGAUGCCAAGGGUGGCAAUUUCCUCUACCUUAUCAAAGGCGACGAUGGCCUCUAUUAUUAUCAUCUGUUCAAGGUCGAGAAUGCCGAAACGGUACACGAAUUAUUCAGCGCCAUGAAGGAGCAAUCGUCCUUGUCCAGGGUCGACAGGGACAGGGACCUCCAGAGGUCCAACAGUAGUGCCGCUGCCCUGACAACAAUUGGCGCUGACAUAUCACCGAGUUCAUCCCACUUUUUUGAGGUACUUUACGUUGGAAAAAUAAAGUUGUCUCAUCAGAAGGUCCCCGAGUCGUUCAUUGACGAUGCUCUUAUGAAGUUCAAGGCUCAUGGCCUUGAGAAGUCUAAAUCAACAGCGGGUAAUCUGCUUGCCGAGUGUCAGCAAUUACGUAGGCAGGCUCAUCUUGCUGCCAGUAAUGAGAAUCGGAGGGAUAGUGGGGAUUCGUCAACAAGUGAUCUGGGCAGCAGUGACAACGUCUCAGGCCCCAGUAUAAUCUCCCCAACGAGUCCCCUGGGAAUAACCACACUCGGAGGCUCUGUGGAGUCCCUCCCCCCGCCCCCCACCGAGACGCGCGAAAGUUCCCAAGCAAAGAAAAUCGUAAAUGCAACAAUGCAACCACCUGAUAUGAUGAGAAAUAGAGCGGCCUCAACAGGCAGUGUCCUAGGGCCCCGAAGAGGCUCUUCAUCCAAGGGAAAUGACGAUCACAAUCGUACAAUGUUAUUCCAGGUUGGCCGCUGUGAUCUCAGGCUCAUAAGCCCCGACAGAAAAGGCGUUCUGUUCCACAAACAGUUAAAGGACAUUGCGAGUUGUGUCCAAGGCCUGAAGAACCCCGAGCACUUUGGAUUCAUCUGUCGUGAGGUGUCUGCCGAGUGUUUCAUCGGUUACAUCUUCAAAUGCCAGUCAGCCUCAGUGGCUGAUGAUCUUGUUGGUGCUAUAACCCAGGCAUUCAUAGCAACUUGCAACGGUGCGAAAAAAGAACGUCACACAAUACUCCAGUGUGAGCACUGUCCCAUGGUGUGGUACAACAAUCUUUGUCAAGCAAUCGAGGGUCAGGGGGACAGAAAGACCCAGAGUAUAAUAUUCACUCGUAUGGAGCUCCUCCCAGAGGACGAGCAGGAGAUCGUUGUGACGAAAUACAAAGGUGCUGAGGCUGCUGGUGGCUCUGGUCGUGAGUUCAGUUUACGCGAGCAAAAUCAAUUUCUUAUGAUGCUGUUACGUGCCCACUGUGAGUCCAAGCAAUCACGACAUGUUCACGAUACAGCUGAACAGAGGAGUGAAUUUUUGAAUCAAUAUCUGAGCGUUGGAGUGGGCAGCACAAUAUUCAUGAAGGCCAAGAGAUCCUUAACGAACUCCUUCGAUCAUCUGAUGAAAAGAAAGGGUUCGAGGGAUGAUUUUGGACUGAAUUCACACGUGAGGGAUAACAAUGCCUCAAGGAGUGAGAGAGGCAGCCCUGUUGGAUCGAUGCCUGGGAUGAUGGGAGAGGUAACACCAGAGUCCAAUCGUCCCAGGUCCCUGAGGGUCUCCCCUGAACAACAGUUGGUGGUUAACACAGGACCAAAGAGCCCCAUGAUGGAUAUAUUCCUGAAAGUGGGUAAUUCACCAAAGAUGUCGCCCACUGAGGCUGAAGACAAUACACGAUUGCAGUCCAACAGUUCUUGGAGGCAAGCAAUACUCAAUCGAGUUGUCACACCUGGAAAGGACCAGGAGGCUAGGGACGACAAAAAUACGAGGGAUAAAGUACAAGUGACACCCAAGAGAUCCAAACAGGAGUUACGAGAAUUAUGGAAGAAGGCGAUCAAUCAACAGGUGAUUUUAAUAAGAAUGGAGAAGGAAAAUACGAGACUCAGGGUGAGGCAGGAGGAGGCGACAAUGAAGAGGAUAAAACUGGAGUACGAUGAGUUGAGUAGUUGUGCUAGGGAAUUGUCAGAGGUAUGGGAUUUGCUUGUGAGCAAGGAGAGCAGGAUCUCAACAAAGUGCGACAAUCAGAUGCUUCUCCAGGCGAUUAAACAGGGGGUGCCCAGGGGCAAACGAGGGGAUGUCUGGCAUUUUCUCGCUGAACAGUUUUGCCUGAAAAUGCCACCUAUCGACACCGCAGACUUUCCUAAUUACAACACACCUUAUGAUUUACUUCUCAAACAACUCACCUCUCAGCAACACGCCAUUCUGAUUGAUUUGGGCCGAACGUUUCCCAAUCAUCCUUAUUUCAGCUCACCCCUUGGUCCAGGUCAGCUCGCUCUGUUCAACCUGUUGAAGGCGUAUUCUCUGCUGGAUCACGAGGUGGGCUACUGCCAGGGCCUCAGCUUUGUAGCUGGAGUUCUUUUACUUCACAUGUCUGAGGAUCAAGCCUUCUUCCUACUCAGACACCUCAUGUUCAGGCGAGGACUCAGAAAACUUUACUUACCUGAUAUGGCUGCACUCCAGCUGCAUCUCUAUCAACUGUCUAGAUUACUUCACGACAGGUUACCCUCGAUUUACUCUCACUUUGAUAAACACGAGGUGUCGCCAACGCUCUACGCAGCCCCCUGGCUACUCACUCUCUUCGCCAGUCAAUUCCCCCUGGGUUUUGUCACCAGAGUAUUCGAUCUUCUGUUCCUCGAGAGUUCGGAAGUCAUAUUCAGAGUGGCUCUCGCACUGCUGGAGGAGCAUCAGGAUCAGCUGCUGAUGUGCGACAGCUUCGAGGAGAUCAUGGAGUACCUCAAGGUGACAGUUCCAGCUGUCGACAAGGCCAUCCUGGAUCGUGUCAUGAAGAGGGUCUUCUACCCGGAUCUGGAGAUCCCCAAGCAGUUGAAUGAGUACAGAGUCGAGUAUCAAGUCCUCCAGGAGGAGAUGUUGUCCGUCAAACCUCAGAUCGAGAACAUGGAGAAACUGGAGUUGCUGAAUAAACAGCUGACCCAGCAGAAUGCCCAUCUCACCUCACAACUGGAGAUUGCUGUGAGCAAUCUUCAGCGUCUCGAGAGCACCAGAUCCUCCCAGCAGCUGUCAGUUCACAAACUGGAGUCGCAGAAUCGAAGUCUGGAGGUGACAGUUGCCACUCUGGGCUCCUUCAUACAACAAUUGGCUGAGACUAGGACUGAUAUUGAAAUUCCGGGCGAUGUGAGGAGGAUAAUAGCACAAUUCAGUGUUGCUGAGAAGCGUCGGAGUAAUAGCUCCAAGUCAUUUCCCCUGAAGGUGAUUGAGGAUAAUAACAAUCGGUAUGAGCCCACCAAGAGCAACUCCACGGGACGAGACUCGAAAAUAUUCCUCAAGGGCAAUAUGGAACCCCCUUAUCCACUUAAAUCUGCCCUCAGUCAACCGAAUCUUGGGACGAAGCUGGAGAAAAUGUCGUCGUUCUUUGCUAAUUCUCAUAAUCAUAUUAAACAGCAACGAGCGCAAAUGGCAGCUUUGAGGAACGAGAGCAUUGGUGAACACACACUUAAUAAUAAUGACGAGAAUGAUCCCAAGACAGUUAAUAUUGACAUACAAAUCACUGACACUGUCAAUACGACAAUCGACAAUGUUAUACAGAGUGACAAUAAUUUGAAGAUUGAGACUGGGAGUCUGGAGAAAUCUACCUCGUUGCCGUUGAAUGCUAAAAUGAAACUCAAACCUACAAAGUCUGCUUAUGAACUUGGAUCUGUCAAGAAAAUUCCCACUACCAAGUUGGAUGACAGUAAUGACACUGUCUCGAGUAUUGGAACAGUUCAUCCACUGGACACUUGCAGCGAUGUUAACUUCAAGUAUGGGGGAACUACGAAAUUAAAGUGCAUAAAACCGGUGAGGCUGUCCAGUCAGGGGCAGAAUGAGAGCCUUAGCAAGGAGCUGCAGAGCCAAAAUCCGGAAAUUCUUACUAGAUAACACAUGGUACUUGUCACGAUUAAUGAGGAGUGAAUCGUUGGAUGGAGAUUCCGCGAUUUGUGGAGUCAUUGUGUCAAUUAUGAUAGGUCUGUCUUCUAAAUUUAUUUCUUUGGCUUUUUUUUUUGUGGAUUAGAGUGAUUUUUGGAGAAGGGGUAAUCACGAAAUAAAUUGUACGAGUAUUUCAAGGGUUUAAUGUUUCGAGGAUUCUGAAAUAUUUUUUCGAAUUCCCAGGAUUUAAUGAAAUGUUGAGAAAUUUCAAGAUUUUGAAUAUUGUAAUGAAUUUCUAAAGACAUUUCUGAAAAUUGUGAAGAUGUAAUGAAAUUUUUGAUUUUUUUUUCGAUAUUUUCGAUAGUUCAAAAAUUUUCAUUCAAUAUUUAGUAUGAAUUCGCCGAAUUUUACGAAUGAUUACCCUCUCUCCCAUCAUUGUUAUUCCCCAGAGGACAGAUUCUUCAUUACUUUCGUCCACACGCGUCCAUAUUAUCCCGUACUGGUGAGAAUCAUCGAAUGAACUGCACGAUUAUAACAUUGAAAACAGUAUUUAAUUGGGUAGAAUCCGGUAUUAAGUUCUAGUGGAUUAAAAAAUCUUGUACUUUAAUUAUUCUCGAUUAUUGAAGAUCACCUGAAUCAUUAAAUCGCACAAAAUGAAUUAACGGGUUUAUUUUUUAUCAGUCUUCUUCGUCAGUGAUGAAAUAUAAUAUAUCAAGAGUAGAAAUUUCUAAAUGUGAAGAGAAUAUCACGAUGUCUUGCCUAUGUAAUAGACUUAAUAGAAAGUUCUAUUGAUAAAUUGAAUGUAAACUGAUUCAACUUUGGAUCUCUCUAUGCAGUGUGCCAAUUAAACAAUAUAUUGUACAUUUAUAAAUUAUAUGAGAACAGUCCAUCAGGGAAGCAAUAGUAGCACGACUAUCACAUCUGUGAAUGCUCACAGAAAUUUUUGAAACGUCAAAUUGGAAGUAAUUGUCAAUCGAAACAUUACACAUCUCUAAAUGACUGCCAAAUUUAAAUAACACCCGGAAUUAUUCAAAAAAUUAGGUUUAAAAUUUAUUCAGUACUUAUCGUUGAUUAACUUAAACACUGUAGUACAAAUCAUAUGAGAAUAAAAUAUAGUUCAGUAUUCGAUGGAUGUUUUACUGGAAAUUGCGUAAACAAUGAAAUAACGUUGAAUGUCAAAGUUGAGGAAAAGUUGAUUCAUUGGCCCAUUUUUUUUCAUGGAAAGAGUAAAUAACUGUAGAGAGAAGUUAUUUAUAUUUUCUAGUACUUAGAUUUAUACCAUUCUAGGUGACAUAGCAGUCGUGUAUUUAUGAGGGGUCAUUAAUCCGCGAGGAUCAAUUGUUUACGUGUUUAAAGAAGAAUUCUAAUGCUAUAGUUGCCAGUGAUGAGCCACUAUCACAGCCCGUACUUGAUCAGUGUACAUAAAUUAAAGAUUAACAUACAGAUGUAAGGAAUAGAUUUAGUGCAGUAUAUGUGAUGAAAUUGUAUCGAAGGUUUUCUCAUGGAAUUUAGGGAGAGUAGGGCAUGCAGUAGGUGAAUGUUUCGUUUAAUUCUUCGGUCCAUCAUUGAUGAAGUAAUUACUGAAAAUUCUCGAUUCACUUCCACAAAUGCUUCCUAGGUACAUCAUUGUUGGUGAGGGACAAGAAAUUCCUCUCGCAGGUGAAAAGACGUUAGAAAAAAAGAAUCCAGUCUUGUUCAUAGUGAUACUAGAGUAGUGAGCAAUUUCCAUUGAACUGGAAAUGGUGAUAAGAUGUGACGAUGAGGAUAAAUAUUCUCCCGUCCACAUUUAUUAAAAUCUUUCAUUUUUUAUGGAAAAUAUCAUUAAAAUGCCAGUAAAAUGUAUCGAUUUAUUUUAAGGUAAUUUGUAAGAUGAAAUGGAUAAUAUAUACCCUAUUUCAAUGCUUAAUGCAGAUCAGAAGAAUUACAUAUGUGAAUUAUGUCUUCAAUAAAUUAACAUCAAAUGUGAAUUUUAA